AGCGCCUGUAAUCUCCCCUCCCUCUUUCUGUGCGCGAGAGGCGCAGGAACAGUUGGUGGUGUGGAGCGGUCUGCCCCACCGCGCGCCGCUCUAACGUGCGGUUGUGGCGAUGAGUGGGAACUGGAAUAGGGGCGCGUGGAGGCCUAACGCUGAAGCAGUAAUGCAGUCAAGCAAUCAAAAGCGAAAGGUGAAGUUUAGUUUGGAUGAUGACUCCAUUGAAUCUCCAAGAAAAUAUGCAAGAGAGAUGCCUCAGUUUUCACGUUGGAAGCAGGCCAGACAAAGCAAUAAUGGUUCUGUGCUGGAUCGUGUAGACAGCAUUCAGAAAAUCGCAUUGAAGACUAACAAAGAAAUGGGGCCAGCCUUUAGUGGUAUUGAACAAGUGAAUUCCACACCAGAAACUCAUGGUGCUGUCUUCAACUGUACAAAUCAAUGGAAAAGGAGUAUUUCAUUUCGGAAGACACUGUUUGGUGAUAAAAAUCACAAUCCGAAGAGAUCAACAUCAAGAUCACCAAGUCUGGAGCAUGCUGAUGAGAGUACCACAAACGAAAGGGGAAGUCCUCCUACAGUUUUGAGCAGUACCUUGAAGCAGGGAUCCAUCUCUGUGGUCCAGAGAAGACAUCACAAAAAUCACAUUCAACAAGAGACUUGGAAGGCAGCAUCAACACAGGGUGCUAAAGUCCUCUGGCUUAAAGCCUUAUCGGAAGCUACUGGUGGUGCUUUAAGUAAAAAGCAGCCACUAAACGCCACUAGAACUAGCAACCACUCCAAAGAAAAACAGGCUGGAUUAGUAUCUACAGAACCUCUCUCAAAAUAUUGUGGGAAAAAACCUAGAGAGAUUUGCCAAGAGAAGAACAAUGUCCAGGAUUUGUUUCAAUACAGCUGUCAAGAGCAUGAAACUGAUGAGGAAAAUAAUUCUGUAGAACCAAAGUGCAACAAUGAAUUGAAUACCUCUUCAAGAAAUAUUUUCAAAAAGCCGAACCCAGAGCUGGUAUUUGAGGAUGUAGCUCUGGAUAAUAAGCAAAGCAUGAAUGAAAGAAACGAAAACAUCUUUUCAAAAAAUGAUACUGAUCAAUGUAAAAUAUUCAUGAAAUUGACCCCUCAUGAGGAUCCAUCCUUUGGAAGCAACUGUUCUGAUGUUGAAGAUCUCUCUGCUUUAGCUAUGUCUCCACUGGAAGAUUCCAGUCCAACAUGCAACCUGAAAAACUACAAGACCAGUACGCCAUUAGCAGCCAAAUAUGUAACCCAUCCACCGUUCAUGUGCUUGAACCCUUCUUAUCCAUAUUCAGAAUACCGAGCAAGCCCUCAAACCCCUCAGCAAUCUUCAUCGAACAUUCUUUACAAAAAUUGGUAUCAGCCUAACUGUGAAGAUAGAACAGAAUCUUCUUCAAGCCAUUUAGUAAAUUCCUCACAAUGUUUACAGUCCACUAUUCACAGUAGCUUGUCUUUUGAAUCUUUUGGCUGCUCAUUACGUCAGUUUGAAAACAGCAAUAGCCUUAAUACGAGUACAGGUUCUCUCGACUCUUCAGUACUCAAUUCUGAAGCCCUGGCUGAUGAUUUAGAGAAUUGUCGUGAAGUAAAGUGGGGGUUGAACUACCAAAAGGAGGGCUUUAUAGACACACACUGCCAUUUGGACUUUUUGUUCUCUAAGUUGUCUUUUAGUGGGACAUUUUCAAACUUUAUGAAAGUUUAUGACAGCACAUUCCCAGUGGAGUUUCUUGGGUGUAUCACAGAUUUUUGUGACCCUCGUAGUCUGGUUCAUGGGAACGUAUGGGAAUCUAUACUGGAUGAACCACUGGUUUGGGGUGCUUUUGGCUGCCACCCUCAUUUUGCCCGUUACUACACAAAUUUACAAGAAAAGGCGAUUAUUCAAGCACUGAGACACCCUAAAGCAGUUGCUUUUGGAGAGAUAGGAUUGGAUUAUUCUUACAAGUGUUCAACAGAUGUUGCCAAACAAAAGCAGGUCUUUGAAAGACAGCUAAAACUUGCAGUGGCAUUAAAGAAGCCUCUUGUCAUACAUGGCAGGGAUGCUGAUGAAGACUUAUUUGAACUAAUGAAAACUCAUGUCCCAAAGGACUACAGGAUUCAUAGGCAUUGCUUUACAGGCCGAUAUGAAGUGAUUGAACCAUUUCUACAGGAAUUUUCUAAUUUGUCAGUUGGAUUCACAGCCCUGUUAACUUACCCAACUGCUGUUAUGGCCAGAGAAGCAGUAAAAAGAAUCCCUAUAGAGAGGAUUGUCGUGGAAACUGACGCACCAUAUUUCUUACCAAGAGGGAUUUCCAAGAGGGUUUGUUGCUAUUCCCAUCCAGGACUUGCCUUAUAUACACUAAUGGAAAUUGCCAAGCAGAAAGUUAUGAAACUAUCUACAGUUCUUUCCAUAGUGAGAAAAAAUACCCAAGAUAUAUAUGGAAUAUAAGCAAGGCACCAAACUUAAUCCCAUUUUAAUUGCUUUUUAAACUGUGUUCCAUAAUGAAUGAACUUAUCCCAGCUUGGAAUGAUAUUUUUCAGCUUGCAUUGUGUGUAAAACUAACUGAAUUCACAUUUUUGAGUAUGAUUUCUUAUCAACUUUGAAUAUUGGAUGUUGCAACAUUAAUUUGUGGUGAUUCACUAAAUGUAAAAGAUGAUGGGUCUUAAAUUUGAGUAUGGAUUUUUCACCUUUGCAAGCCAAGAUUUUAAAUAUUGAUAAGAUGAGUGGUAAAUACUAACACUAAUAGCUCAAUAUUUGUUUCUAGCUAUGACUUUUUUUUCCCUUGACUGUGAAUUAAAAAUUGCAACUCUUUAAAAAUCAAA
Chiloscyllium plagiosum (whitespotted bambooshark) is the source of this 2787-nucleotide messenger RNA. It is a transcript of the gene tatdn2, whose product is annotated as TatD DNase domain containing 2. The record is from RefSeq and is a predicted model, not a curated record. Lineage: Eukaryota; Metazoa; Chordata; Chondrichthyes; Orectolobiformes; Hemiscylliidae. Gene Ontology annotation, molecular function: hydrolase activity, acting on ester bonds.